Messenger RNA from Puntigrus tetrazona (Sumatra barb), 1606 nucleotides. It is a transcript of the gene ctdspl3, whose product is annotated as CTD (carboxy-terminal domain, RNA polymerase II, polypeptide A) small phosphatase like 3. Lineage: Eukaryota; Metazoa; Chordata; Actinopteri; Cypriniformes; Cyprinidae. The record is from RefSeq and is a predicted model, not a curated record. The transcript is spliced from 11 exons. Bases 161 to 1243 code for a protein of 360 amino acids. Gene Ontology annotation, molecular function: phosphoprotein phosphatase activity.
UUUUUUCAUCAGUUUAAACUGAGGUCAGUCCGUCUGGAAACGGCGAGACGGAACUAAUGGACUGAAUUAAUGGAGAUAAACGCGACGCUUGAACAUUACUCCCGAGAGUUUAAAGUCCACAUCUCCGCUGAAUACGCGUUUUAUUCGGAGCUCCAGCAAAAUGAGACUGCGCUCGAGAAAUAUUUUAAAUGAAGUGCCGACGACGCCGUGCCGCCGCCGUCGAGCAGCACCGGAGACCCCGGGACCGCAGACACCGCCGCUCCAGACCCAGGAUGAAGUUAAAGUUCUUCAAGACCGCUUGAAUCUGGACCCUGAUGAUGUCCCAACAGUAGCAAAACGUCCACGAAGGAGGAGAAAAGCUUUAUCAACUGUUGACAAUAAAGAGUCUGAUUUCAAGACCCCAGUCCGUCACCUCCGGGAAAGGCAUUCGUCGUUGAAUCCUGCUGCUAGAAGCCUUUAUUCUCCCGUGGUGCACUUUCUCACACCUCCACGAGACAGAGAGCAGCCAAACACAAGUCCCAUGUUCAGUCCUGAACACUGUGUGUUUGGCUACAGUGCUGCCAGCCCUCUUUCAGAGGAUGAAGAGAAUGAAGAAGUGUUCAGCCCUUUUACGUUUAUUAAGAACAUUCCCAAUCGUUCACAACAGUCCAGGCCGGUCUCAGCGGUGCGGGACAUCCCACCAAAGACGAGGAGCACGCCUGCUGCUACCCUGGUGCUCGAUCUGGACGAAACCCUGGUGUUCAGUUCACUGAAUGUGAUUCAUGAUGCAGAAUACACCUUCAGUACCCGCUUUCAAGAUCAUAAGUACAAGGUCUAUGUGAUUCUCAGACCAUAUGUCAAAGAGUUUCUGCAAGCCAUGACCAAACAUUUUGAGAUGUUUGUCUACACGUCUGCAAAAAAGGAAUAUGCAGAGAAGAUUGUGGAUAUAUUGGACCCUACAAAAAAGCUCUUUAGGCACCGCUUGUAUCAGGACGAUUGUGCCUGUGUGCUCGGACACUACAUUAAAGACUUGAGCGUCCUGGAGAGGGACCUGUCAAAGACGGUCAUCCUGGACAACGCCCCGCACACCUUCCCAUAUCACCUGAUGAAUAUGAUUCCCAUAAAAAGCUGGAAUGGAGCUCAAGAGGACCGUGAGCUGCAAAAGCUUGUUCCUUACAUGGAGAAACUAGUGCAUGCGGAUGACAUCAGAAGUGUUUUAAAGAAGAGAACCGAUCACUUCCACAGGCUGCUUUCUGAAGACUAAGCCCUGUAUUAAAUGUAAAGCCGUGCUCCAUGCUGCAUACAAGGCCUAUGUCUAGUAUGGUUUUAUACCCUGGCGUAGAAAUAGUGCUUCAGCGACGCAGAAUACUCUUCAGCUGUAAUUAUCCCGGUCAGCUGGUCUUCUGACCCUUCUUGAUGAAUAGGACUAGAUUCUUACCUUUACCUUACCUAAUUUAUUGAUAAGCCUUGAGAUAUUUGUACAGGUUUGUGCCGUUGGAAGAAUGCUUUCACACUGUAAUCUGCUCAAAUUCAUUUCAAUACGUGUUGUACUCGGAACUCUAUUUUUAAAGGAUGCUUGGGCUAGUUUUCACAAUAACCAAUAAAGCAAGGAAAAAAAUGUUUCUUA